Schistocerca cancellata (South American locust) is the source of this 2521-nucleotide messenger RNA. RefSeq names its product probable cytochrome P450 304a1. The transcript is spliced from 8 exons. Lineage: Eukaryota; Metazoa; Arthropoda; Insecta; Orthoptera; Acrididae. Bases 23 to 1267 code for a protein of 414 amino acids. The record is from RefSeq and is a predicted model, not a curated record. Gene Ontology annotation, molecular function: monooxygenase activity; oxidoreductase activity, acting on paired donors, with incorporation or reduction of molecular oxygen; iron ion binding.
CGCUACAAGCUGGAGAGUCAAAAUGGUACUCUUCGCCUUGGUGUUGGCAGCGCUGGCGCUGGGACUUUUCCUGAGCCUCUUGUGGGCCGAGUACUCCAAGCCUGCCAACUUUCCGCCAGGUCCAGCGUGGCGACUACCAGUAUGGGGAAAUUACCUGCAGCUUCGUCUGGAAAACUUCAAGUUCCCGUAUCGGGCGCUGGACGCCAUGGCGCGGCGCUACCACACCAAGCUGCUCGGCUUCUACUUCGGGCCGUACCCGACCGUGGUGGCUUGCGACUACGACGCGGUCAAGGAGGUGCUGGCCAACCCACACUUACAGGGGCGCGCCAGCAACGUCGCCAUCAGGGACCGGGCCUACGGCAAGGAUCUCGGAGUGUUCUUCGUAGAUGGAGAACUGUGGAAGGAACAACGCCGCUUUAGCCUUCGGUAUCUGCGCGAUUUCGGCUUUGGACGUCGUUCUAAACAACUGGAAGCUGAAAUAGAAGCUGAAGUGAAGGAUUUGCUUGAAAUGAUCCGCGGUGAACGAGAGGGUGAGCAAAUGGUUGAUGAACAUAAAAAUACAAUGUGCGACGAUGACAUGAGAGACUUCAUUGAUGUCUAUCUGAAAGAGAUGAUGAAAAAACAAAAGACUGCGGAACCAUCAUUCUUUUCAACUGAGCAGCUGGUGGUGACGAUGCUGGACUUCAUCAUCCCCACCACGACGUCGCUGGCCGUGGCCCUGACCUGGUACCUGAUGUGCGUAGCGCACCACCCGCGCGUCCUGCGGCGCAUACACCAGGAGCUGGACGCCGUCGUCGGCCGUGGCCGCCUACCCUCUCUCGAUGACAGACCGAGGACGCCGUACUUUGAGGCCAGCAUACGAGAGUCACUUAGGCUUUGCACUCUCAGCCCAAUCUCAAUUCCUCACAGAGCGACGCAGGACACUACGUUGAAAGGAUACUUUAUUCCCGCGAAUACCAUUGUUAUAACGAAUCUGUGGAGCGUACAUAUGGAUGAAAAUCUGUGGGGUGAUCCGAAAAAUUACCGACCAGAAAGAUUUCUGGAGAGUGACGGCACGCUUACUAAGAAGGACUACACUCUGCCCUUUGGUGCAGGCAAACGGCUGUGCCCUGGAGAGACAUUUUCCCGCCAGAACUUCUACCUCUUGUGUGGCGCUCUUCUGCAGAACUUCACAAUCGAGCCAGAUGGCGUACCGCCAUUAGAUUCCAACAUACCUGGCUUCGUUGAGACUCAGCCGUCCUUCUGGGCCAGGUUCACUCCUCGUUGAUGAGGGCAGGAUGUGAAAUGGAAAAGAAUGAUUGCUGACAACCAAACUGUAUUUGCUUACCUUGAGACACCUUCCAACAGUCUCAUGGAAAGGUGGUUAUUAAAUACCAACAAUCACUGUACUAUUUCCUUAAACUUAUCACAAAUGUAGAGGUAUUUAAUUACACACAUGAUUUCAGAAAUUGCUGUAGACUCUUGUGGAACUGGCUAAAACAAUGAAUGGACUGGAGAAUUUUAUCAAGUGACACUUGAUUUCAAUACAUUUCCUUUGUCACCGUUCUUACUCAUAACUGUCAGUCACGAAAGUGAGAAUGUUAUUCUUCGCUUCACGCUUAUCAGCUUCAAAAGUCGAGACUAGCGUGCAGAUAUAUUCAACGUUAUUGAAUUUUAAUUUCUCUUAUAAACUGACAGAUACCAAUAACAGCGUGUAUUACUAAAAUACGGAUAUAAAUUCUCCCAAAAGUAAGCAAACACAGACAGAGAGGUUUAAUGUGGCACUGUGCCUACUAGUGAAUUGAAGUAUUUUCCGGAAGUCUUUUAACUUCUGCUGAUUAACGACUACUCAGUGACAGGAAAAGGAAUCGUGUGUAGAUGGCGUAUAAAAGAAUGGAAGGAGAAGUCAAGAUUCUUGUCAUACUCAAAAUGAUGAAACACAGCACAUUCAUUCUAUUCAAUAAAUUUCCCAUUUGAUUUUAUCAUAAAUUAUUUUUAUGAAAUUUAUAUUUUCAUUAUAGUAAUAUAUGCCAUAGUUUAUGUCUGCCUGUUUAUAAGACAAUUUCAAAUUCUUUAACAUAAAAUAUAUCUGGACGCCGUUCUUAACUUUUGAAACCAGUAAGCAUGAAGAGCAGUAGUACUGUUUUUAUGCCAUCUAAAUUCCCAGAUUGCGAUAAAAUUCAGAAGAUUUCAACAAAAUGUCGAGUGUCGUACACUCCUGAUUCUACUCGAUAUUUUUGUGUUAUGUUCUCAUAUAUUUGUAUUCAAAAUCAGUGAUUAAUCUCUUAACAGGGUCCUUUUCUUCUUUACAUAUCUUUGUGUAGCAUUCAUUGUUCUACAGGUUCUGUACCUUCUGUGGAGCACAGUGCACUGUGUUGUCUAUCUCUUACUGAAAGAUUAUCGCAGUCCUUCUUUGUAUAUGUAGACAAUUGUUUGUAUUAUUGGGAUUCUUGUCAUAUGAUGAAAUAAAACCAGUUCAUCCUAAUCAUAAAGUGUGCCAUUUGAUUGUAUUACAAAUUGCAUUGUAAGGCGUAACUUUACU